AUGGUGUCUUUCAAAGCAUCCAUGUUUAGUGGCGCUGGUAUGGCUGGGGAUACACAGGUCAUUGCGGCAGCACGCGAAAUGUUUUCUCAGCGGAUAGGCGGCGACGAAGAGGCGAUCCAUCCUUCGCUGAGAUUGGAAGUCUUUGGUAUAGUCGCCGAACAUGGAAGCAGACAAGAGCUAGAAAAGCUCCUAGAUGUUUGGAGAUCAUCCCCUAGCGACAUUGAGCGGUACCAAGCUCUUCAGUGUCUCGGCCAUGCCAGCACGGUGGAGCUGAUAACAUGGGUUCUCAAACUUGCUCUUACGAGAGAUGUCAAAGACCAGGACCUCAUGGCCUCCUCGGCCCAUGGAGCUGUACAGCUCUGGAACUGGAUGAAAGUCAACUGGGGUCGCGUGGAGACCUCUGUUCCGGUGGAUCUUCGAUGCGUGAUACUUGGAGUUGUUCUCGACGGCCUCAGUACUGAGGAGCACAUAGCCGAUGUUAGGGCUUAUUUCAAGGCUCGGGACUCGGAAGCAUACCAUCAGGUUCUGGAGCAGAGGUUGGAGCGGAUGGAGGUCAGAAGAAGCUGGGCUGAACGCGAUGCUGAAGAUGUCAAGGCCUGGCUUGAAAGUCACGGUUACUUGCAUAACAGCGAGCAGGAUGGAGAAGAACCGAGGACCAUCGAGUUCUCCAAAGAGGAUGACGGUAACCCGAGAGCUUGGCCACGCUCUAAGAAGCUUACAAACAUCGCAGUUGUUGCGAUGAUGGCGAUUCUGAGUCCCCUCGCCAGCUCUAUGUUCACCCCGGGUAUCAACUCCAUAGCUGAGGAUCUGGGAACCACAAUGAACGUCGUCAUAGGUGCCACAACUGGUUUCACAGUGAUGCUCGGAUUCGGACCUCUCAUCCUCGCACCAUUAUCCGAGACGUUUGGCAGGAGGAAACUUUAUCUAUCAUGCUUCUCAGUGUUCACGUUGCUGCAGAUUCCCACCGCAUUAAGUCCCAAUGUGGAGACCUUGAUCGCGAUGAGAGUGCUUUCUGGUGCAGUGGGAAGUGUGGGAAUAGCAAACGGCGGUGGGACCAUUAGUGACAUGUUCGAGCCUCACGAGAGGGCGGGCGUGUACGGAUGGUAUCUACUUGGUCCGCUCCUGGGACCAACAAUAGGACCUCUCUUCGGUGGUCUCAUCGUCCAGAGACUCGGUUGGCGGUGGAUUUUCUGGACAUUGGCCAUUGUCUGCGGCAUCAAUACUAUGGCCGGGUUCCUAUUCCUAAGAGAGACCUAUGCACCUGUCAUCCUCGAGGCACGCAUGCGAGACCUCGAGAACGAUGGAGGGCGUCCGGGCCGAUACCGCUUCGCUGGGCAAGAUACACGCCCUCUUUCCUCCAGGCUUGCUACUGCCUUCUCAAGGCCAUUCCGGAUUUUCAUUCAGCCCAUCGUCCUGACGCUGAGUCUCUAUCAGGCUCUAAUUUUUGGUACCACAUACAGUCUCUACACAAACUUUGAAGCCAUCUACAGCGGCAUAUACGGGUUCAACACGGAACAAGUCGGCCUGCUGUAUCUCUUCCCCGGUGUUGGCUUUCUCAUCGCAGUCCGCCUCAUCGUGCCACGUAUCGACGAUGUGUACAUCGCACUGACUCGCAGAAACAACGAUAUAUCGAAGCCAGAAUUCAGACUCCCGCUGGCAAACAUCGGCGCCAUUCUCGUGCCCGCGUCCCUAUUCUGGUUUGCGUGGACGGUCGAAUUCGAGGCGCCAUGGCUGGCGACCAUUACCAGCACCCUAUUCUACGGAGUUGGACAGGUUUUGAUCGUUUCUUGUGUCCAGAAUUACUACAUAGAUUCUUUUGAGAAGUACGCCGCGUCAGCUAUCGCUGCUGGAGCAGUCUUCCGGUCUGUGGUCGGAGGGAUCACGCCACUGCUGGCACCAUCGAUAUUUGACGCUCUAGGAUAUGGCUGGGGAGUAUCGGUGUUUGCGUUUCUGGCUGUCGCGCUCGCGCCGGCACCUGUGGUAUUUUACACGUUUGGAGAGAGAAUCAGGCAGAAGUAUCAUGUCGAGCUCGAUCGUUAG
Molecule: messenger RNA, 2040 nt
Organism: Diaporthe amygdali
Lineage: Eukaryota; Fungi; Ascomycota; Sordariomycetes; Diaporthales; Diaporthaceae
Exons: 6
Coding region: 1-2040 (679 amino acids)
Biological process (GO): transmembrane transport
Molecular function (GO): transmembrane transporter activity
Source: RefSeq, a predicted model, not a curated record